UUAACUAAAGAAGUGGAAAGCCAAACUGGGGUGAUUGUUUCCCAUGACACAAUGUGUACACUGCAGAGGAAUGGCCGGCAUGGGUGUCUUCCAUGAAGGAAGCCUCUCCUAAAGCCCAUGCAUAAUAAAGUCAGCCUAGAUUUUGCCAGUUCCCAUGCUGAAAAAGACUACAGGGAUUCUGUACUCGAGUGAUAAGACCAAGAUAAAUGUUUUUGGAACUGAUGGCUUCAAAACUGUAUGGCAUUGCAAAGGUGAGGCGUACAAAGAAAAAUGCAUGGUGCCUCAAGUGAAACAUGGUGAUGGCAGUGUCCUUCUGUGGGGCUGCAUGAGUGCUACU
Molecule: messenger RNA, 337 nt
Organism: Staurois parvus
Lineage: Eukaryota; Metazoa; Chordata; Amphibia; Anura; Ranidae
Source: the annotation of a GenBank genome assembly